AAUCCCCAUGACUCUUKGCUCCUCCUCACUGAACUUAUCGAGAUCCCAACUCGAAUUUAGACACCAAAUUGCUURAUUUUUCAUCUUACACAAACACGUUCUUACAUUUCUUUCUGAAUUCUGAGUUGAAAUGGGUGGYUUUGCUUGGUCGACUUCAGCCUUUGAUACCAAGUCAGGGCGGAUCAUACUGUUGGCUCUUCUAGUAAUGGUUGCUACUUUCUACAUCGGCACAUUUUUUGGCCGGAAUCCUUCGUUUUAUGURGAUCAAUUUGCCUUAAAUGCUUCAUCAUCGAAAUCAUCAGGCAAUCCUGCAUUUGGUAAUAGAGUUACUCUUACUCAUCGACAGUCGCCAAUUAUGAUCCCAGAAACUGGGAUGAACAUAUGCCCUAUAGAAUUCAAUGAGUAUAUUCCUUGCCAUGAUCCUUUGUAUAUCAAUGAAUUGCUUCCAAAUUUAGAUCACUCCAAACGUGAAGAUUUGGAAAGGCAUUGUCCCCCAUUAGAAAGACGCUUAUUUUGCUUGAUACCUCCACCGAACGAUUACAAGAUACCUGUGAGAUGGCCAACUAGUCGAGACUAUGUGUGGAGGAGCAAUGUGAAYCAUACACAUCUUUCUGAAGUAAAAGGCGGGCAGAAUUGGGUGCAUGAGAAGGAUCAACUAUGGUGGUUUCCAGGGGGUGGUACCCAUUUUAAACAUGGAGCUACUGAAUACAUUGAGAGAUUAGGGAAUAUGACUACCAACGAGACAGGUGAUCUUCGUUCAGCUGGRGUUUAUCAGGUUCUUGAUGUUGGUUGUGGGGUUGCCAGUUUCUCUGCAUAUCUUCUUCCCUUAAACAUACAGACCAUGUCAUUUGCUCCAAAAGACGGCCAUGAAAAUCAAAUUCAAUUUGCUUUGGAGCGUGGGAUUGGUGCUAUGAUAUCUGCUUUAGCUACAAAACAGCUACCAUACCCCAGUCACUCUUUUGAAAUGGUUCAUUGCUCACGUUGUCGUAUUGAUUGGCACGAGAACGAUGGCAUUCUUCUAAAAGAAGUGAAUCGACUUCUUCGUCCAAAUGGGUAUUUUGUAUAUUCAGCUCCUCCAGCUUAUAGAAAGGACAAAGAUUAUCCCAUGAUCUGGGAGAAGUUGGUGAACAUAACUUCUGGAAUGUGCUGGAAGCUUAUUGCUCGGAAAAUUCAAACAGCAAUAUGGAUAAAGGACGCUAGUCAGUCUUGUCUUCAACGCAAUGCAGAGCAGAAGCUUGUAAAAAUAUGCAAUUCAGUGGAUGUAAAUAAGCCCUCAUGGAAAACACCAUUAAGAAACUGUGUUACACCAAGUUCCACAGGUCCCGAGUCUCAGAAGCUCCCUCCUAGGCCUCAACGUCUUUCGGUAUAUUCAGAAAGUCUCAAUGAUAUAGGUAUCACUCAAGAAAUGUUUCUUUCAGAUACGCUCUACUGGCAAGAUCAAGUUCGUCAUUAUUGGAGGUUGAUGAAUACGGAUGAGACAUCCAUUCGAAAUGUUAUGGACAUGAAUGCYCUUUAUGGUGGAUUUGCGGUUGCCUUUAGUACUUGGUCAGUUUGGGUAAUGAACGUAGUCCCUGCAACAAUGGAGGACACCCUGUCUGCUGUUUAUGACCGAGGCCUGAUUGGCKCUUUCCAUGAUUGGUGCGAGCCUUUCUCAUCAUAUCCACGCACAUAUGAUUUGUUGCACGCAAAUUAUCUCUUCUCCCACUACGAAAACCACGUUGAAGGUUGCUUAUUGGAAGAUAUCAUGCUAGAGAUGGAUCGUCUUGUACGACCUCAGGGGUUUAUGAUUAUUAGAGACAAUGAAUUGAUCAUAUCAAGAAUAAGGGAUCUUGCACCAAAGUUUCUUUGGGAGGUGACUUCACAUGUACUGGAGAAUCGAGAAAGGGUAUCAGAAACGGUUUUAAUUUGCCAAAAGAAGUUCUGGGCAAUCGUCUAACGGCGAUGUAGCCAUCAAUUACAAGUUCAAAUUCUUUAACUCGACGGUUAAUUUGUAUAAUGAGGCUGCAUACUCGCUCUGUACUAUUAGUUUGAUGAACUCUGUAGAUUAGUCUCUGUAUACCCUAAACCCCAUCCAUUGUUUUGUUCAUCGUAAAUACUAAAUUUGUUCUCAGAAACCACGGAGUUUAUGUUCAGUUUAAGGGGGCAUUUGGCUCA
Molecule: messenger RNA, 2154 nt
Organism: Cynara cardunculus var. scolymus (artichoke)
Lineage: Eukaryota; Viridiplantae; Streptophyta; Magnoliopsida; Asterales; Asteraceae
Product: probable methyltransferase PMT6
Exons: 7
Coding region: 131-1936 (601 amino acids)
Cellular component (GO): cytoplasm; endosome; trans-Golgi network
Molecular function (GO): methyltransferase activity
Source: RefSeq, a predicted model, not a curated record